AGCACUGGUGCCGGAUAGGCAGCGUCUCUCCGCAGGCCCCGGCCGCGGCGUCCCGAAGUCUCUAAGCGAAGCGCCAUGGAGCGGCCGGCGCCCCUGGCUGUGCUUCCUUUUUCGGACCCUGCGCACGCCCUGAGCCUGCUGCGUGGCCUGAGCCAGCUCCGCGCAGAGCGCAAGUUCCUGGACGUGACCCUGGAGGCGGCGGGCGGGCGCGACUUCCCGGCGCACCGCGCCGUGCUGGCAGCCGCCAGCCCCUAUUUCCGCGCCAUGUUCGCUGGGCAGCUGCGCGAGAGCCGAGCCGAGCGGGUGCGCCUGCAUGGCGUGCCGCCUGACAUGCUGCAGCUGUUGCUGGACUUCAGCUACACGGGCCGUGUGGCGGUGAGCGGCGACAACGCCGAGCCUCUGCUGCGAGCCGCUGACCUGCUGCAGUUUCCGGCCGUGAAGGAGGCGUGCGGCGCCUUCUUGCAGCAGCAGCUGGACCUGGCCAACUGCCUGGACAUGCAGGACUUCGCCGAGGCCUUUAGCUGCGCAGGGCUGGCGAGCGCGGCGCAGCGCUUCAUCCUGCGCCACGUGGGCGAGCUGGGCGCCGAUCAGCUGGAGCGGCUGCCACUGGCGCGCCUGCUGCGCUACCUGCGCGACGACGGGCUGUGCGUGCCCAAGGAGGAGGCCGCCUACCAGCUGGCGCUGCGCUGGGUGCGCGCAGACCCGCCGCGCCGCGCCGCGCACUGGCCGCAGCUGCUGGAGGCCGUGCGCCUGCCCUUCGUGCGCCGCUUCUACCUGCUGGCCCACGUCGAGGCCGAGCCGCUGGUGGCGCGCUGCCCGCCCUGCCUGCGCCUGCUGCGCGAGGCGCGCGACUUCCAGGCAGCGCGCUACGACCGCCACGACCGCGGGCCCUGCCCCCGCAUGCGCCCGCGCCCCUCCACCGGCCUCGCCGAGAUCCUCGUGCUCGUGGGCGGCUGUGAUCAGGACUGCGACGAGCUGGUCACCGUCGACUGCUACAACCCGCAGACGGGCCAGUGGCGCUACCUGGCCGAGUUCCCUGACCACCUGGGAGGGGGCUACAGCAUCGUGGCGCUGGGCAAUGACAUCUACGUGACGGGUGAGUGCGUUGGAAGGCGCUCAGGCUGGCCCUGGGUUCGCCCCCCACCCCCAUCUUUGAGGGAGCCAACCACCUUUCUGGGAGAAACCCACUGAACUUGGAUCCGAGGGCCGAGCUGAGUCCGAGCCAAGGCAACUAUGUUUGUUGCUCCGGUUACUUUGAACCUGGAAGAAGAGCCCCUUGUGUGAGCAGGGACAAGUAGCAGCUUGUGGGUCUCUUCCCUGUGUGGUAUGGCCUGCCUGGCUGAGCCACCUCCCGGCCCGGGAGGUUCCUCCCCGUUUUUGGUUGGUAGAGACGGGCAUUCAUCCCGCACAAUGAGUGCUUUUUACUCCCCAAGGAAUGCGGGGACAGGCUGGAGGCUGACGCCUGCUGAGCCAUCCUUCUCCCCCAGCUGGUACAUUCCCUGUCCCUGCCUAGCCGCAAGGACCUCCUGACUCACAGGCUUUGUCACCAGCGACAAGGUUUUUUGGGGCUUGCACCUAGUCCCUGCGCUGUGGGUCACAUGGGUGUUUAGGCUGAGCUCCUCCGCGACUGUAAACACGGUCACAUGUUAAGAGGUUUUCUUCCAGUUACUUGGCCCAAACCCCAAAACACUGCCGAGUCAUGGUAGGCGGGCCCCAGACUGCCCCAGUGCUGGGCUUCUCCCACAUUUUUCACCAAGGAUGAAUCCUGGUUCAAACAGGCAAGCCACCCCACCUCCUUCCAUCGCGUGAGCAGGGGCGGUCUCUGUGACUGCUAUAUAAGGAAAGAACCAACUUGGUCGGGCCUCUGGCUCGCUAUCAGGCCA
This is a messenger RNA of Castor canadensis (American beaver), 1883 nucleotides long. The record is from RefSeq and is a predicted model, not a curated record. NCBI's taxonomy places the organism in Eukaryota, Metazoa, Chordata, Mammalia, Rodentia, Castoridae.